AUGAAGUGCCGUCGGAAGGCGGAGAAACCGAGAUUCCAGGCCAACAGCCCCGUGCAGCCACUUUCGAUCUCUCCUCGCUCAUUUCCUCCCUCAGCGCUGACCCUCUUAUCAGACCACAGGGCGCCUUAGGGGCUUCGUUUACUCUUCGGUCUACUCUCCUUUUCCUUUUUUUUCUUUUCUUGAGGAACUUGCGGAAAUUUCGUGUUCUUCGACCUUUGAACAUAUCUAUCGAUCCACUACUGUAGAUCCUCUUUUAUCGGGCAGUGGCUGAUCCGGCCUCUCUGUCUUCACUGUUCGCGCGCCGCAUUAAGACGUUCGUUAUCUUGUUCUUUUUCGAAUGUGCUGCCGAUAUUGAUUCUCGUCACCUAUCUAUUCCAAUCUCUUUUCGCCUUUCGUCCGACAGACUCCCCGACCUUCUUACCCUCGUUUAUUUCCCCUUUCCAGUGUCGCAUUCGGGUCUUCGACCUUGACCUACAGCCAGGAUGAGGGCUUCAUUGCUGGCGUGGUCACUCCUUUGGCUAUUCUCCGUUGCCUCUUUUGCCGCACCCUCCGAUCAAGAUGUAAAAGUUGAUGCGGAAGAGGUGAAGGCUACCACCUUCAAUGGCAUUGAAGUGCCUCAAAUGAAGGAACUGUCGCCCGAUACCUUCAAGGACACAAUUAAGGAUGGUUACUGGUUUGUUAAACACUAUUCUCCUGUUUGCCCGCACUGCAAGCAGAUCGCCCCAACAUGGCAAACCCUCUACGAGUUUUACCAGACGUCCGAUCCGCUAUCUUCUUCGUCGUCCAAAUCUCCCGACACCAAGUCGCUGAAUUCGUUCCAACCCUUUUACAACUUCCACUUCGCCUCGCUGAACUGUAUGGCAUACGGGGAUCUGUGCAAGGAAUUAGGCGUCAAAUUUUUCCCGACUUUCUCGUUCUAUCACAAUGGUGAACUCGUUGAACACUUCGACGGCGAAAAAUCGAUGAAGGGCCUCAGCGACUUCAUCGAAGGGAAACUGGAAACGAUCAAGCCUGGAUCUCGUCCUCCGAACGGCCUUAAACUGCCUAAAGCGGGUGAUAAGGAGAUUGACCCGAAGGCUCAGCCAGAGGUUCCUGCCGCCAAGGACAAAGACCCCGAGGCUGGUGCGAAGGCUGGGGAAGAGCACAACGAGAAAGCUGCCGCGCUAUCCGACAAAGACUCGUCCGCCGAGAAAGAUGCGACUCCCAAGCCCAAAUCUACCCCGCCGGCAGCACCAGCCAAUCCGCAGGGAAUGUCCGUUCCUCUCACCGCCGAAAGCUUCCAGAAACUUGUGACGACCAGCAAGGAUCCUUGGUUCAUCAAGUUCUACGCUCCUUGGUGCCCGCACUGCCAGUCGCUGGCCCCUACCUGGCGGCAAAUGGCCAAAGAAAUGCAAAACGUUCUCAACGUCGGAGAAGUCGACUGUGACGUGGAGAAGAGGUUGUGCAGCGAUGCCCACGUUAGCGCGUUCCCGACCAUGUAUUUCUUCCGCGGCGGGGAGAGGGUUGAAUACACCGGUCUGCGUGGUCUGGGUGAUCUUGUCAGCUACGCCAAGAAGUCGGUCAGCGUGGGACUAGGUGUGCAGGAUGUCGAUGCGGAGACCUUCAAGGAGCUGGAAGAGAAAGAAGAGGUUCUUUUCUUGUACUUUUACGAUCACGCUACGACCUCGGAGGACUUCGAGGCUCUGGAACGCCUGACCUUGAGCUUGGUUGGUCAUGCUCGAAUUGUCAAGACGAACAGCGGCGCUCUCGCCGAAAGAUUCAAGAUCAACACUUGGCCGCGUCUCCUUGUCUCGCGGGAUGGCCGCGCCAACUACUACACCCCGAUUGCCCCGAAGGACAUGCGUGACUUCCGACAGAUCCUGGCCUGGAUGCAAACCGUGUGGCUGCCUAUCGUCCCGGAGCUUACGGCUUCCAAUGCGCGCGAGAUCAUGGAUGGCAAGUACGUCGUCCUCGGCAUCCUCAGCCGUGCGCGCUCCGACGAAUUCUUGCAGUCGAAGAGAGAGCUGAAAAACGCCGCACUGGAAUGGAUGGAGAAGCAAACGCAACUGUUCCAGUUGGAGCGACAAGAGCUGCGAGAUGCUAAGCAACUCCGCAUCGAAGAAGCCGACGACCGCAACGACCAGCGGGCCUUGCGGGCUGCCAAGAACAUGCGGAUCACCAUCCGUGAAGACGACAAGAAGCAGGUGGGCUUUGCCUGGGUCGAUGGUGACUUCUGGGAGCGCUGGCUGAGAAACACCUACGGUAUUGACGUGGCGAACGGGGAGCGCGUUGUAAUCAACGAUCAAGAUAACCGACGCUAUUGGGACUCUUCUUCCAGCGGAGCUUCCAUCAUGGCUUCGCGUACCUCCAUCCUCGAAACGAUUCCUCUCGUGGUGGCCAACCCGCCCAAGCUGUCCCCCAAGUCGACGGUGGGCACCUUCGAGUCCAUCUUCUUCUUCACCCGGAGCUUCAUUGUCAGCCACCCCAUCCUCUUUGUCAUCCUUCUCAUCAUCUCCGUUGUGGCAGCCACCGUCAUUGCGCGCGGCAGAGCCCGACGUGGAGGCCGCGGUGGUAUCCUUGGUGUGACGAAUGGCAACGGGUUCUUCCACCUCGACGGAAAGGAAGGUCUUUUGAACGGCGGCUCCACGGGCAAAGUAGAUUGAACGGAGUUCUAUGACUUAUUGUACAGUUAGGGUCUUUUUGUGUUUACUCUUUUUCUUUCUUCUAAAUUGUUUGUGAUUUGCAUUUUCUCCCUUAACCCACUCUUUCCUGGAUCACCAGGUUUCACUUGAGCUUCUUUCAUCCUUGGUUGAUGAAAAGCCAUGGUGUGUCCUUAGACUUUUGACAUGUUUCCAUGUUUCCCUAUAUCUAUUUUAUUGUUCAUUAUCUCUCUUACUGCCGCAUCGGUGUCCGAGUUGGUUCAAAUGGGUGCACAUGAAAUACAAUACCGCAGAUAAUAAUGGUGAUCUGAUGUUCCAUAAUAUGUUAAUACUGUCGUGCUUGUGCUAUAGUGUCGAAGUAGAUGUGAUGUCUUGAUGCCUGGUGGCCUGAAGAGUGCAAAUGGACGGCCUCUGAUUGGGUUUGUUGGAUCACGUGGCUGCACCGUCGGCGGUGUCUGCUUACCU
Molecule: messenger RNA, 3104 nt
Organism: Aspergillus melleus
Lineage: Eukaryota; Fungi; Ascomycota; Eurotiomycetes; Eurotiales; Aspergillaceae
Product: putative disulfide isomerase
Exons: 4
Coding region: 483-2642 (719 amino acids)
Cellular component (GO): endoplasmic reticulum
Molecular function (GO): protein disulfide isomerase activity
Source: RefSeq, a predicted model, not a curated record